Molecule: messenger RNA, 1937 nt
Organism: Gasterosteus aculeatus aculeatus (three-spined stickleback)
Lineage: Eukaryota; Metazoa; Chordata; Actinopteri; Perciformes; Gasterosteidae
Product: frizzled-8
Biological process (GO): canonical Wnt signaling pathway; non-canonical Wnt signaling pathway
Cellular component (GO): plasma membrane
Molecular function (GO): Wnt-protein binding; Wnt receptor activity
Source: RefSeq, a predicted model, not a curated record
ACGCACCCACCAGUGGAGGAGCGUGCACAGACAGCCUCGGUGCAGCAGUGACACAAAGAGAGAGAGAGAGGGGGGGGGAGACUAGACUGUGUGAAAGUAACAGACCAUCACAAACUAUCUCUCUAGCAUGACGUCUGCAGCCUCCCUGGACUGAGCGCGCCGCGAUGGAGAGGAGCAUCCCGGGCUGGUGCGCGCUGGUGGCGCUGGUCGCGCACGGCUGCAUGGCGGCCAAGGAGCUCCAGUGCCAGGAGAUCUCCGUGCCUCUGUGCAAGGGGAUCGGCUACAACUACACCUACAUGCCCAACCAGUUCAACCACGACACGCAGGACGAAGCCGGCCUGGAGGUGCACCAGUUCUGGCCGCUGGUGGAGAUCAAGUGCUCCCCGGACCUGCGCUUCUUCCUCUGCAGCAUGUACACGCCGAUCUGCCUGGAGGACUACAAGAAGCCGCUGCCGCCGUGCCGGAGCGUGUGCGAGCGAGCCAAGGCCGGCUGCGCGCCGCUCAUGAGGCAGUACGGGUUCCCGUGGCCGGACCGGAUGCGGUGCGACCUGCUGCCCGAGCAAGGCAACCAGGACACGCUGUGCAUGGACUACAACCGCAGCCAGACCACCACGGCGUCUCCCGUGUUGGCCAAGCCGAGCAACCGACCCCCGAAGCCGUACAACCCCAGGAAGAAGAGCGGCAACGGGAAGCACAAACCGGCGGCGUCCCCGUGCGAGCCGGGCUGCUUCUGCCGCGCGCCCAUGGUGCCGGUGACCGGCGACGGGCACCCGCUGCGCAACCGCGUCAAGACGGGUCAGAUCCCGAACUGCGCCGUGCCGUGCCGCAGCCCCUUCUUCACCCAGGAGGAGAGGACUUUCACCGCCUUCUGGAUCGGCCUGUGGUCCGUCCUGUGUUUCAUCUCCACCUUCGCGACCGUGGCCACUUUUUUGAUCGACAUGGAGAGGUUCAAGUAUCCGGAGCGGCCCAUCAUCUUCCUCUCCGCGUGCUACAUGUUCGUGUCCGUUGGCUACAUCGUGAGGCUGAUCGCGGGUCACGAGGAAGUGGCGUGCAACCGGGAGAACGGCGCGGAGCACAUCCACUACGAGACCACGGGUCCUGCGCUCUGCACCGUCGUCUUCCUGCUCAUCUACUUCUUCGGCAUGGCCAGCUCCAUCUGGUGGGUGAUCCUGUCCCUCACCUGGUUCCUGGCCGCCGGCAUGAAGUGGGGGAACGAGGCGAUCGCCAGUUACGCGCAGUACUUCCACUUGGCAGCCUGGCUCAUCCCCAGCAUGAAGUCCAUAGCAGUUCUGGCCCUGAGCUCCGUGGACGGGGACUCCGUGGCCGGGAUCUGCUACGUGGGGAACCAGAACUUGGAUAACCUGCGGGGUUUCGUGUUGGCCCCGCUGGUCAUCUACCUGUUCAUCGGGACCAUGUUCCUGCUGGCCGGGUUCGUCUCCCUGUUCCGGAUCAGGAGCGUCAUCAAGCAAGGGGGCACCAAGACCGACAAGCUGGAGAGGCUGAUGAUCCGGAUCGGGGUUUUCACAGUUCUCUACACCGUCCCGGCCACCGUCAUAGUGGCCUGCUACUUUUACGAGCAGCACAACCGACAGGCGUGGGAAAUCACGCACAACUGCACGUGCGUGGCGGACCCGAGCCGGCCGAGGCCGGACUACGCCGUGUUCAUGCUCAAGUACUUCAUGUGCCUCCUGGUGGGCAUCACGUCCGGGGCCUGGAUCUGGUCCGGGAAGACCCUCGACUCGUGGCGGACUUUUUGCACGCGCUGCUGCUGGGGGAGCAAAGCCUCGGCGGGCUCCAUGUACAGUGACGUCAGCACGGGGCUGACCUGGAGGUCCGGGACGGCCAGCUCGGUCUCCUGCCCCAAACAGAUGCCUCUGUCCCGGGUCUGAGCGGGGGAGGAGAGGUGUGUGUGUGGUGGGGGGGGGGGGGGGGGUUCA